Molecule: messenger RNA, 3017 nt
Organism: Ciona intestinalis (vase tunicate)
Lineage: Eukaryota; Metazoa; Chordata; Ascidiacea; Phlebobranchia; Cionidae
Source: RefSeq, a predicted model, not a curated record
CGUUCAGACUUGCAUUGGUUUGUUUGGUUUGUUUGGUUUGUUUGGUUUGUUUUGUUUGCUCGUGCUCGCUUACCACUUAAAUACAAUGGAACACUUAACAAUUCGAGUCACGCAACAGGACAAAACAAAUCUGUGAAUACGUAUAGCGUCUUGGGUAACGAAGAAAACAACGUAUCACGUGAUCAAGUGGUCGUCAAGUGUAACAUGACGAUGUGUGGGUUAGAUUCAACGCACGAUCAAACUGCUUCAAGCAAUGCUGAAACUAUUGCGACAGCACAACAACGAAAAGAAGAAACUACUGAUGUGCCACUGAGUGAAAAGGGCGUUGUACUGCUGCAAACAAUUUUAGGAAAUAAACCUCACACUAAAACUGAUACAAGUGACGGUAACUCAACAACGGACGAUUCUGCACUAAAUUCCCAACCGAAGAUAUUUAAAAAAUCAGACGAACUAUCUUCUAAUACAAGUUCAGGAAAACAGUCGACUGAGAUAAAUAAUUCAAAUCUGUCCGAAUCACAAAGUAACACCAGUAGCAGUUCAAUGGUUGACACAGUCGUGGAAAAAACGAAAUAUAAAUAUAGCAGUUCAUCAUCAACAAGUGUUUCAAGUAUUUCUACCUGGGAAGGCACGAUAGAAGAAACACAAGAUAAGCACAUAGAAAACAAAGACGCAGCGUUACUGCAUUUAACAGAAAGUAAAGCUCGUGAGUUUCUAUUGCACCGCUUUUUGGACCAGCAUUACACAGAAAAUCUUGAUUUGUACAAACAGUGUAUUCACACUGGUUUGAACAAGCAAAUAAGCAAACAAAACAAGACCCCUAGUAGUCGAUGUAAACGAGGAAAGAAAAUCAAAAUUCAGCCACACGUAAACGGUGAGAAAAGUUUACAAAUUAAUUCUUCUGUUUGCACAACUUCUGUAAACGAAGCCCAAGCAAAGCGAGCAAUUCGUAGACUCGUAAAAGACUUGCGAAAAAUAGCCGAGCGAGAAAGUGACGACCGCACCAUGGGAUCAAACGUUACUCAGUCGGCAAAUUCAAAUCCGAGCACGAAACCGCCUCCAGCACGCAAAGUGAGUAUAAAGCAAGGCUCAUCUUUGGAUCAGUCAAUCAAAACGCAAGAAACGAAACAACUGGGGCCUGACAACAAAGCUCCGACAACAAAAAGUAUUUUGAAAGACAGCAGUCGUGCACCGGAUUCCUCAAGCAAAAAACACGUACGUCUAAACCAAACCCCUCACACUCAAAAAGAAAGAAGGAAAUCUAAAAGCCAGAUAAAGGUCGGCCCGACAAUGUCGAAAAAAUCCACACGGAAAGAUUUCCUGAAUUCUAGUAACAAAUUGAAUCUGCCCGGAGAAAUGUUUUCGUAUUCGUACCUUAUGUCUCUGCUUAACACCCUUCAAACUAAACAGCAGGGCGCUAGUUAUUUUUAUAAAGGGAAUCAGGUUACACUUGUGCCCUCUCCUAUUCGAUCACGACCAAUCAGACCAGUUCGACCUAAAUCAGCACCCUUGCGCAGGAAAACACGGGAAAAAACAACUCAAACUCUGCCCAAUCGCACAGAAGAAGACACGGAGAAUGGUAUGAGCUUAAAAACACCGACACCACCAAAAGUUACUAGCACGAAAAAUUCCCCUCCGUCAACUAUAAAGAAUGGACCGCAAGUAAGACCGGGUAGUGCAUCCAUAAAGUGUAGCUGGGUGCCUGAAGAUUCCGACCCUAAACCACAGAUAAAGGCCUCCGACCACCAACUGAAAAACACGGACAACCCGGCCAUUGCUGAGUGGCUGAAGCGUAAGAACCAACUGGAAAGACAACGACGAAUUUAUGACACGAGGAAAAAUCGAGUGAAGAGAGAAAAGUUGAUGAACGAGUUUAAUGAGCGAGAAAAUAAAAGAGAAGAAGCGCAGAUUGAAUAUGAAAAGUGGAAAAAGAGAAAAAAUCGGGAAAUACUUCUGCGACGACGUAAAGAAGCGCAUAAAGCAAGCAUUGGAUCAUCAUGUGAGGUUAAAUGCACGGAAGACAGGAAAGAAGAGGCAAGCAACAGCGUAAAGUUUUCCGAUUUACGAAGUUCAGCAAACAGUAUAAGUUCAAUGAAAAUGUUACCAGAGAAAAAAAUCCGACCCAAGUCAGCUCCUACUAAAGUUUCUUUUAACUUCCGGGAAGACAAUCUUGUUCCGGUGAAAAUAGAUUUCGAAAGUGGUGAUGUGACGAUAUUAAAAGAAAAUGAAGCGAGUUUUGGAAGUAAUCUGUCUGCUCGUGAGCCCUUGAUGAGCAAUGAUGGUACCGGAUCAAAAACUGGUAAUUUUCUAAAGGAAUUCUUGGAAGUAACAAACAAGAAACCAUCAAUGUUUGAUAUUUCUACUAGUGCUGGUACUGAUGUCCGUAAAUCAGAAUCUGAAACACAAAAUAAACCAGUUGCAUCCGCGAAGAAAGACGCAGCCGCAGAUAAAGAAAGGAAAAUGUACAAUACCUGGGUACGUACUGGUAAAAAGGCUCCACCGCGUUCUAAUACAGUAAAAAAGGUUAAGAAGCCUCAAAUCCCAAUUCACGAUCCAAUGAGCAAUGAGUUUAUAUCUGACCUCGCCAAGCGACGGAUCAAGAAAAUAAUGGAUCAAAAGAAGAGAGUCGACACAGGCCUGCGAUCUAAACGCAGCAGUUCUACCGUACCAGCUGAUGAUGAAAAUACGAAAACGGCGGAGAUACGAAAGUGGAGACUGAAUGAAAAUUUAUCUAGUAAUGAAGAGAAAUCGAUUAAACCAACUCCGCCUAAACUAGCAGUCGAAGAAAGACCGAAGUUUACUUAUAAUCGAAAAUCAAAAACGAAAUCUGUUUAUAACGAACGAAACCCCGUUGUAAGACAAGCGCUGAACAACAAUAGCCAUGAAUAGGAGUCAUUUAUUUUAAAGUUUUGUUUUAUUUUGUAACCAUUCCAACUAUUUAUUUCUGUUGAUAUUUUCGUUCACGUUGAGAUUAGUUUAAAUCUAUUGACGCAUUGUUCAAUAAAACGUAUACGUUUUAA